This is a messenger RNA of Cebus imitator (Panamanian white-faced capuchin), 1405 nucleotides long. It is a transcript of the gene THOC6, whose product is annotated as THO complex 6. Gene Ontology annotation, cellular component: transcription export complex; THO complex. Gene Ontology annotation, biological process: mRNA export from nucleus. The transcript has 13 exons. The record is from RefSeq and is a predicted model, not a curated record. Lineage: Eukaryota; Metazoa; Chordata; Mammalia; Primates; Cebidae. Gene Ontology annotation, molecular function: protein binding. Bases 291 to 1316 code for a protein of 341 amino acids.
CAGCGGCGAGGUUCUGCGCGGGCGCGGCAGACGGGUGGCGCGUGGCGGAAGGCGGGCCUGUUCCCCGGGGUGGGGGAAGGGAUCUAGUUAGCGGAACGGCGGUGGGCGCCACUUCUUAGUGUCGGAGUUUUUCGUGGCGCUCACCUCGGCUCCUGGGGUUCAGUACAGUACGCAGCAGCCACCUUCGCGCCGAACGCGGCAGAGCGCCGCGAGGAGGAACCGCUGUAGGCACGUACGUCUUCGUGAGGUUGCGUCGCGCGCGGAGCACUCUGGGACUUGUAGUUCUGGAGAUGGAGCGAGCUCUGCCGCUCGUGGUGCCUCUGGGUCAGGCAGAGGUGUUUCAGGCCUUGCAGCGGCUCCAUAUGACCAUCUUCUCCCAAAGCGUUUCACCAUGUGGGAAGUUUCUGGCGGCUGGCAACAAUUAUGGGCAGAUCGCCAUCUUUAGCUUGUCUGCUGCUUUGAGCUCGGAAGCCAAAGAGGAAAGUAAGAAGCCAGUGGUGACUUUCCAAGCCCAUGAUGGGCCGGUCUACAGCAUGGUCUCCACCGAUCGACAUCUGCUCAGUGCUGGGGAUGGGGAGGUGAAGGCCUGGCUUUGGGCGGAGAUGCUCAAGAAGGGCUGUAAGGAGCUGUGGUGUCGUCAGCCUCCAUACAGGACCAGCCUGGAAGUGCCUGAGAUCAAUGCUUUGCUGCUGGUCCCCAAGGAGAAUUCCCUCAUCCUGGCUGGGGGAGACUGUCAGUUGCAUACUAUGGACCUUGAAACCGGGACCUUCACGCGGGUCCUUCGGGGCCACACAGACUACAUCCAUUGCCUGGCAUUGAGGGAAAGGAGCCCGGAGGUGCUGUCAGGUGGCGAGGAUGGAGCUGUUCGACUUUGGGACUUGCGCACAGCCAAGGAGGUCCAGACAAUCGAGGUCUAUAAGCACGAGGAGUGCUCCAGGCCCCACAAUGGGCGCUGGAUCGGUUGUUUGGCAACUGAUUCCGACUGGAUGGUCUGUGGAGGGGGACCAGCCCUCACCCUCUGGCACCUCCGAUCCUCCACACCCACCACCGUCUUCCCCAUGCGGGCGCCACAGAAGCACGUCACCUUCUACCAGGACCUGAUUCUGUCUGCUGGCCAGGGCCGCUGUGUCAACCAGUGGCAGCUGAGCGGGGAGCUGAAGGCCCAGGUGCCUGGCUCCUCCCCAGGGCUGCUCAGCCUCAGCCUCAACCAGCAGCCAGCCGCGCCCGAGUGCAAGGUCCUAACAGCUGCAGGCAACAGCUGCCGGGUGGAUGUCUUCACCAACCUGGGCUACCGAGCCUUCUCCCUGUCCUUCUGACCUCUGACCACACCCCCAGCCAGCAAGGGUUUUAGAGUGGUUUUCUUUUUUUUUUUUUUUUAACAAUAAAGUUUCAGGCUUUUCUUCCA